Aspergillus niger is the source of this 678-nucleotide messenger RNA. RefSeq lists its product as uncharacterized. The coding region runs from base 1 to 678 and encodes 225 amino acids. The transcript is spliced from 5 exons. The record is from RefSeq and is a predicted model, not a curated record. Lineage: Eukaryota; Fungi; Ascomycota; Eurotiomycetes; Eurotiales; Aspergillaceae.
AUGGAAUCUCCUAGCGCAGCCUGGACCGCCAAAAUGGACCGUAUCACCGUCCUGGAACAAGACCGGUCGCUACUUAAUCUAAUGACCAUCAUCCGGGACGUGAAUACCAAUGAUCGGGAUUUCUCCGCCGCUGUGGAGAAGGUUGUGCGCCGGUUGAUUACGUCCGCAUUGGGCCACGUCCCCGCUGAAGAAUACACUGUUACUACACCCAUCAACAAGCCCUACACCGGAAUCCGGUUCACGAAGGGUGUCUGCGGUGUCAGUAUCCUCCGUGCUGGAGCUUGCAUGGAGCAGGCGCUGCGGGAUACUUGGACUGGACCGCUUAGUUUCGGUAAGCUGCUCAUCCAGCGCGAUGAGGAAACGAGCAUCGCCAAGAUUUAUUACUCGAAGCUGCCGGCGGGAAUUACGGAUGAUAUCGUCCUGCUCCUGGAACCCAUGCUCGCGACCGGCGGAUCUGUGAUCAAGGCUGUGGAGAACCUGACGAGCAAUGGCGUUCCUGAGGAAUCUAUUGUGCUUGUUAAUGUGGUGUCGUCGCAGAAGGGACUAGAUGUUAUCUCUGGAAAGUUUCCGGGUCUGAAGGUUGUUGCUGCGGCGGUUGAUGCGGAGUUGACUGCUCAGAACUACAUUAGCCCUGGUCUGGGAGACUUCGGUGACAGGUACUAUGGAACGACUCAUUAG